This is a messenger RNA of Penicillium malachiteum, 1470 nucleotides long. RefSeq lists its product as uncharacterized. Lineage: Eukaryota; Fungi; Ascomycota; Eurotiomycetes; Eurotiales; Aspergillaceae. The record is from RefSeq and is a predicted model, not a curated record. The transcript has 3 exons. The coding region runs from base 1 to 1470 and encodes 489 amino acids.
AUGGCACCAGGGAGAGCCCAAUCGCAUUAUCAGGCCCAUGUUGCCGCAGGACACUGCGAAGAAGGGAAAGACCUCCCUUUGGAGGUUCUCGACAAGACAGGGGCGUUGACAGACUCGGAUGCUGAAGAGAAUGGCGUUUUGACAGAGGAGUCAGUUGUUGACGACUUGGCAGAUGUCCAAGAGAUUGAGAUUUUGUCCGGACAGUCGGUCAUUGAGAUUUUGACAAGUCCCUUCAAGAACCAGAAUGACCAGGAGAACGAAAAGAACGAGGAGCUUCUAAGAGAAGGUACGACAUACAACUUAUUGUUUUCUUACGCCAUUGCUAAUAUCUGCGAAUUAGUUCAUCGGGCUCAAUGUCCGAAUUACCGAGAACUGAAUCUCACAUGCCCGGGGCCCGAAAUGGUGAUUGAUAGUCUAGUGUUGGGCACAGAGGUUUGCCCGAACAACACCACAAUCUCGUCUGCAACAGGUCUUUUGACGCGUAACCAUGGCCGAGUUCAUCCGAGAAUACGAUGCGCACUCUGUCAGGCCCGCAAAAACUUCAACAAAGUUUUGCUGACCCAAGACCUGAAAGCAGAGCCCGGCCAAGAAUCAUGCGAACAUUGUCUCAAGCCCUUGUGGGAAGGCAUCCGCUACUGUAAAGAUCACAUGAGAUCCUGGGCUCCAGAAACUCCGAGUCUCUGUGAAGCCUCAAUGGUUAAGGUCAGGGACUUGUUCCUGAAGGCCGCAUCAGAACAAUGGAGUCCCAAGUCAGGUCCCAUGGCUAGCAUCUUGAAGAAAGUGAAAUUCGAUGAGAACGCUACUUCUGACUUGCUCCACAUUGACCUGGAGUUCUCAACCCGCAGUCAUAAAGUUUACCAAAUUGGGAUCUCUGAUUCCAAAGGGGCAAAGAAGCUUAAUUGCAUGCCGAUCUACAGUAAGGGUGUGACUACAAAGCUACCCUCGCGAUCGCCCUGGUCACAGGACUUCCAGGGAUUUGUACCUUACCGAAUGGAGAAGGGACAAGGCUGUGCAACAGACGGAACAUUGAACGCAGAGAGGGUUGCGGAAAAACUUGGAGAGAUGAUUUCUAAGAAAACCAUCUUCGUCUCCUGGGGAUCAUGGGCAUUUGAUGUCGAAUACUUGAGAGAAGGGUUAGACGAGGAGGAGGUCAGGCACAAGCUCCCGGCGAAAGACAAGGUCUGCAUGCUCUACCAUGAGUUCAGACUCAAUAUGAAGGAUCAGAUUGGAGAAAAAUGCUUCAAAGGACAUUCAUUCCCAUUGACUCUGCCAUUCCUAUUCACACUGCUCUUCCAGGGCCACGACCUUGUGGGCAUGAACCAUGAUGCUCUAGUCGAUGCUCGACAAACGGCAAGUUUACAAAGGCUCUUCUUGGACCUUUGCAAGGUCCCAGAGAAAAGAGUUCUUUUCAAAGGGACGUUGCCGAUUAUCUUACCAGGGAUGCAAUCACCCGUUACAAAUCUCCUUUGA